AUGGUGUCGAAUGAUGACGGGGUGUCGAAUGAUGACUGGGUGCUGAAGGCAUCACUCGUGUCGAAUGAUGGCGGAGUGCCGAAGGCAUCGCUCGUGCCAAAUGAUGAUGAGGUGCCGAAGGCAACACUCACGUCGAAUGAUGACGGGGUGUCGAAGGCAUCGCUCACGCCGAAUGAUGACGGGGUACCGAAGGCAUCGCUCGCGUCGAAUAAUGGUGGGGUGCCGAAGGCAUCGCUCUCACCGAAUGAUGACGGGGUGCCUAAGGCAUCGCUCUCACCGAAUGAUGACGGGGUGCCUAAGGCAUCGCUCUCGUCUAAUGAUGAAGCUUGUAGAACAAGCUUACCAAUGGUUAUUGCCGAUGGCUAA
Molecule: messenger RNA, 366 nt
Organism: Prunus armeniaca (apricot)
Lineage: Eukaryota; Viridiplantae; Streptophyta; Magnoliopsida; Rosales; Rosaceae
Source: the annotation of a GenBank genome assembly